This is a messenger RNA of Pieris brassicae (large cabbage white), 2106 nucleotides long. RefSeq names its product aldehyde dehydrogenase, mitochondrial-like. Gene Ontology annotation, molecular function: aldehyde dehydrogenase (NAD+) activity. The record is from RefSeq and is a predicted model, not a curated record. The transcript is spliced from 12 exons. Bases 145 to 1680 code for a protein of 511 amino acids. Lineage: Eukaryota; Metazoa; Arthropoda; Insecta; Lepidoptera; Pieridae.
CUUCGCUAGAAGUAAUAGUGUUCUGUGUACACCAUAUUGCUAUAGUUUGGUACUAUUUGGCUAAAAGAGUACUCAUAUUAAUUAUUUCUUUGUAAUUAAUGUUUUCUUAAAAACCCUUGGGUUGUUUUUCUGGCUGAUUUGAAAAUGAUUCGGAAUCUUAGCAAGACGAUAAAGUUACAAAAAGCACAAUUUGCAACUGCAGCAGCGCCGGCACCGCACAUCACCCCGGAUGUUUUGUACACUGGUAUAUUUAUCAAUAAUGAGUGGGUGAAAGCUGCUGAUGGCAAAACAUUUCCAACUGUUAAUCCUACCAAUGAGAAAGUUAUUGCGGACAUUCAACAGGGUGGAAAAGCAGACAUUGAUAAAGCAGUCCAAGCAGCAAAGGAUGCCUUCAAGCUGGGCUCACCAUGGAGAAUAAUGGAUGCAUCUCAUCGGGGCUACCUUUUAAACAAAUUGGCUGAUCUUAUUGAGAGAGAUAGGACUUAUAUAGCAAGCUUGGAGACAUUAGAUAAUGGUAAGCCAUUCUUGGCCGCGUACUACGGAGAUGUGGCGGGCUCAAUAAAGAACCUGCGCUACUACGCGGGUUGGGCCGACAAGAAUCACGGCAAAGUGUUACCAACAGACGGCAAAUACUUUGCGUACACACGUCACGAGCCUGUUGGUGUUUGCGGUCAAAUAAUACCAUGGAACUUCCCAUUGUUGAUGGCGGCCUGGAAGUUGGGCCCCGCCCUUGCAACAGGCAACACUUUGGUGCUAAAACCAGCCGAACAGACGCCACUCACAGCUUUAUAUUUAGCACAACUUGUUAAGGAAGCCGGCUUUCCCGAGGGCGUAGUUAACGUUGUGCCAGGCUACGGCGACACCGGCGCAGCCUUAGUUGACCAUCCCAAUGUCGAUAAAAUUGCUUUCACUGGUUCCACAGAAGUCGGUAAACUAAUCCAAAAAGGUGCUGCUGGCACAGUCAAGAGGAUCACUUUGGAAUUGGGCGGAAAAUCACCAAAUAUUAUAUUAAACGAUUGCGACUUAAACCACGCCGUGGAACAGUCUCAUAUGGCGCUGUUCUACAACAUGGGACAAUGUUGCUGUGCGGGUUCACGUACGUUUGUCCAAGACAAAAUAUAUGACAAAUUCGUUGAAAUGUCAGCGGAGCGUGCUAAAAGACGAAUUGUGGGCAAUCCAUUCGAUCCUAAGACUGAACAAGGUCCACAGAUUGACUUGGAACAACAUGAAAAAAUCCUUAGUCUGAUAGAAAGCGGGAAAAAGCAAGGCGCGAAUUUAGUAACGGGUGGCAAACGUCAAGGUGAUGCGGGAUUCUUCGUCGAACCCACUGUCUUCGCGGACGUCAAGGAUGACAUGGAUAUCGCUAAGACUGAGAUCUUCGGUCCAGUGCAACAAAUAAUAAAAUUCUCAGAUUUAGACGAAGUAAUCGCUCGCGGCAACAAUUCAGAGUAUGGACUCGCGGCCGGCAUCUUCACCAAGGACUUGGAUAAAGCCAAUUAUCUCAUUCAGGGUAUCCGUGCUGGUACAGUUUGGGUGAACGAUUAUAAUGUUUUCGGAAACCAAGUGCCAUUUGGUGGGUUCAAGCAAUCCGGUCUUGGAAGGGAAAACGGACCGUAUGGCAUUAACAAUUAUACAGAAGUCAAGUCUGUAGUUGUUAGAUUGACUGAGAAAAACUCGUAAUCGUUUUUUAAUUUUUAUUCAAUUCUGACAACAAAUUAUCGAUAUUUUUUUAUGUCGCACAAAUAUUUGUAACUUUAAACCAGUCUACUUUAAAAGUGUUUAUUUUUCAAUAUUGUACCUUUGUACGUGGCUUAUAUGAGUGAUAACUAUUUGGAAGAUUUUUAACCUAGUCGUGUUACGGUAAAUUUAGUUUUAUCAUUUCCAUGCGAGAAUAUUUUUAAGAGGGCGUCAAAUCCAAAAUGAUGCGAUAACUUACAUUUGUAAAUUUUGAUUGCGCUUUAUAAAGGCAAAAUGUCUGUGUAUCUGUGUUUUGUGUAUGCCGAUAUAAUUUUUAAUACACUGCUUAAAUGUAUUGUAUUCAUUUACUAGUCUUCCAUUAUCAAUGCUUAGAUUGUCAAACAAAUAAUUUUUAAGCCAACUGCUAUC